CUUUUUAACAACACCGUUCUUCAUGCGAGAGUGUCAGACAGGCAGUGCAAUAAUUUGUUACAGCCAGCGUACACACAGCUAAGAUGCGCACUUGCGUAGCAGCUGAUGGAAAACCCGGAACCAGCCUCCCUUGAAUUUGCAGCUGUAGUUAGAGAGCUGAGUCGGGACCAAGGAACUCCAUGCUCCGUGCAUUCCUCUUCUCACCAGCCUAGCAACAUGAACACCAAAUGAAAGGCAACGUGGGGACUGGGGAGAGAGAGGGAGCACCGGGCUGAGAGUGAUUUGGACACAAUGAUGGUUACUAUGGUGUAUGAUGACUCAGAAGCUGUGGAAUUGAGUGCACUUUACCAUCUCUAUCUGAAACCAAAGGCAAAGUUAAUAAUCACAGUGAUGCUUCCAGAAGGAAUAGACCCAUGCAGACCAAUAUCAAACUGGGAGAUUUUGGAACAAAUAAAGAGUUUUGUGGCCCCUGACUAUUUUAGUUCUAUUAAGGUUUCAAGAAGCACAAAAGAAUUCAUUCGAAUAGAAGCUGAAGCUGAUACUAAAAGUUUGGCACAGAUUUUCUUGGAAAAACUUAAUGGACAAACCAUACAGAUAAACAGCUUUAGCGAACAUUCACUUAUUGAGGUCACUGAAGCACCUAUUGAUUCCCCAUCAAUAUCAGAAUUGCCAUCCUUAUUACCAGAAACUGAGAAUGAUCCAGAUCCCAUUGCCAUGACUGAUUCAGCUUCACCCUGCAUUCAUUUGGAAGGGUUACCAUGCAAAUGGUUUGUAUUUUCUGGUUCACCUAUUGAAAAGCCAAGUGAAGAUAUUCUUAGAAGUGUAUUUGAAAAGUUUGGGAAACUAUUAAAUUUAGAUAUACCUAUGCUAGAUCCAUACAGAGAGGAUAGUAUUGCAAACUCUAAUCCUUUGAACUCAGGAAGCCUAAAUACCUUUGAUGCUUUUCUACAAUAUGAAGAUAACACAAACCUCAUAACUGCUGUGCAGUCACUUCAAGGAAUGAAGCUUAUGUUUACAGGAGAUGAUGGAAAAUCAUUGGCGUGUGACAUGAAGGUAACUCUGGAUACAACUAGACACUUCAGUGAAGAGGCAGUGAGUAAGAGGAAUAGUGAAAGAUGUAAACUACAAGAGUUGGAACAGCAGAGGAAGCAGGAAAAGAAGAAAGAGGAAGCCGAGAGGAAAAGAAAGAUCCAAGAAAGAAAAUUGCGAAUAAAGAAAAGAAGAGCAAAGCUGAAAAAGAAGGCUCAGAAGCAAAAGGUUUGUGAAGAAAACAUUGUAAAUGAGCCAGAACCAUGCCCUGAAGAUGGAGUGGAAGAUUCACCUGAAUGGGAGGAAAGAAAAUUGCUGCUAGCCCAUAGGAGAGUUGAAGCUAUCAAGCUUCUUACUCUACUCUUUGACAAAGUCAAUGAUGAGAUACAAAAGAACAGGUUGAAUGAAGAGCAAACUGAUGAUCUGUUCUUGGAAGACUGUAGUGGAUACUCAAUAUCUACUCUGUCAGAAAAUGAGAAACAAAUCUUUCAAAUGGCAUCAGAUGAAGAAGAAAGCAAUCCGUCUGAGAUUAUUGAUGAGCUGAAGGAUAAGCCUUAUGAUCCAGAGGAAGAGAUCUAUUUUGACGAGACACCUAAGCAUAAAAGAAAAACAAAACAAAAAUCACAGGCUAUAAAAAGUGACUGUAACCCUGAGUAUGAUUGUGCUACUGUCCAAAUGGAAAUGAAGGAUGAUUCAGAGUUUGUGGAAAAACAGGAUUUUAGCCAUAAUAUUUUAAAAAUGUCACAUUCCCAGGACUUUUUGGAUGAACACUGCUGUAAAAGACUUAAGGUUUAUGAAACAGAUGAAUUUAUUCAUUAUAUAUUAAAUUACUAUCACUGCCCAGAGUAUGCAAGAAUAUUUCUACACACAGAAGAUGAUGAAAGCAAUUCUUGGUGUCAAAGGGUGGUUCAUUGCAGUGGGAAUGGCUUUCAAGUGAGAUUAAAGAACAUGAAUUAUUAUACUGAGAUGAAAUUUCAUCCAGAGUUGUGUCCAGAAACCGAUCAUGGCAGUAGUAGAUGGAAAGUAACAAUUCAGCAACCACAAGAACGGUGUUCAAGAAAAAACCUCAAAACCAAUCAGAAACAUAUGGUAAAAGAACAUCAAAAGGUCUCUGUGUCCAGAACUAAAUCUAAAUUCUACAAAGACCAUGAAUAUCCUCAUGGAUCAGUGGUUGGAGUUUUCUCACAAAACUCUGAAUCGGAUAAUGAGUUGAAAGAUGUACUAGAGGAAAUCAGCAGCACAUCUGAGUAUUUCAGUGAAGAGCUAAGUGAAGCAACAAGAAAACAGAGUCAUGCUAGGAAAAUCUCCAGGAAAAAGACAAAAACUUUACGAAAAUCAAAGCCAUACAGACCCUCCAACAAAACUAGAAUUUGCCACCAUGAAGAUAUUUUGGGCCACUUUUUACAUUCUUGUUCUGCAUGUAAGAAUUUAAAAAAGCAUUCAAAAUAUAAUUAUUCACGAAGAUGCCAUAAAAGCAGCGUUAAGCUCCGUUGUGAAACUGGGACCAGCGAGACAGGGAACAGUGAGACAGAGACCAGUGAGAUCUCAGCCAGUGAAACUGGAAGUACUUUGUCAGGGAACAGUGAAUCUGACGUAAGUGAAGAAGAAAGAAAAUCAAUGAACAGAAAGAAACUGAAGAAAACUAUUCCCACAAGGUGCCUAAAACUUGGCAAAAAGUCUUCCAAAGCAAAGCACAUCCGCUCUAUGCCAUUUUUGAGUGAGACCAGCUCAAGUGAUUCACAUAUACACAGGGGGAGAAAGAGUCAGAAUGGGAAGUCUAAAGCAGAACAUAUGACUAUGUGUACAAAAGCGCUCAGGAAAUCCAAAAGAGAACCAGAAGAGUCUGAAAGUUCCUUUUCAGAAGAUGAAUCUGAGAGUUUUGAUCAUAAUGGGCAAUUGUGGGAAUAUAAAAAGCCUCAGAAGUGGAGCAAUGCUAACUUUGGCCGACCAUCUGAUGUUAGUGUUAGGAAAACAGAACAACUUGACAUUUGUCAUAAUAAAUCUUUAAAUGAUUAUUUGGACUGGGAAAAACAUUUUUACAGUGGAAAAGGAUGUCUUAAAAAUGUAAAAUAUAAAAGUUGAAAUAUGGGGUUUAUAAAUGUGAAGGUAAUUUAUUUUGUAAGCACUUUUCUUACAAUAUUGUUGUGCAGUGUUUAUAUAGUGUAUAUUGGAGAAACUGGUAACAAAAAAUAGGAUUUGGAAAAAUAUAAUUUGAUGUUAGCUGCAUUGUUUACAGUAAAAUUUCUUAGCUUUUUGUAGAAUGGAGAACCAGUUUUUAUCUGUAUUGCAGGUACAAAUUCUUUCACCUCUUUUUAGUUACAUAGAAGUGUUUUGCCCAGAACCUUUUGGAAUUAUUUAGAAGUAUGUGAUGUAAAAGAUUUACUAAGCAGAAUUUGGCAAACUGUACUCAAGUCCCUCUAUAACUACCAGUUUAAUAAGAAAUAUAUGUACUGAAUUGAGAAAAUUGCCAGCCUACUUUGGGAAAAAAAGUAGAUGGAAAUAUAUCUUCAAAACAGGACAUUUUUUUAACAUAUUUAGUUCUAGUUUCUCCUUUGUAUAGUGUGUAUACAUUGCUAAACUAUUAUAAUGUUUACAGUGGGAGCUUUCCCUUUUAAGUGCCUUUGUAUAAUUUAAGAUUAUAAAACGUUACUUACACAGUAGAGGGUACAUUCUCUAGUUCAAAAGAAGAUGAUGAAUUAUUUAAUGAAAGUUGCUUUGUGUCUGUCCUAGUAUUGUUAAUGUUUUUUAAUGUUUCUGUAGUCUAUUAAAAUAGGAGAAAAACAUUUUCAAUGGAAACCACCAAUUUUGUGUGAUGCAUUAAAGUCAUUUACCAAAAAAGUGGCAUCAUUAAUUUAAGUAAAUAAUAAUAAAAAUAAUAAAUACAAAUUCUAAUAAA
Bombina bombina (fire-bellied toad) is the source of this 3925-nucleotide messenger RNA. RefSeq names its product A-kinase anchor protein 17B. Lineage: Eukaryota; Metazoa; Chordata; Amphibia; Anura; Bombinatoridae. The transcript has 5 exons. The record is from RefSeq and is a predicted model, not a curated record. Gene Ontology annotation, molecular function: RNA binding. The coding region runs from base 292 to 3111 and encodes 939 amino acids.